Messenger RNA from Macadamia integrifolia, 1626 nucleotides. RefSeq names its product nuclear transport factor 2B-like. The record is from RefSeq and is a predicted model, not a curated record. Gene Ontology annotation, biological process: nucleocytoplasmic transport. NCBI's taxonomy places the organism in Eukaryota, Viridiplantae, Streptophyta, Magnoliopsida, Proteales, Proteaceae. Gene Ontology annotation, cellular component: nuclear pore central transport channel. The transcript has 2 exons. The coding region runs from base 1018 to 1395 and encodes 125 amino acids.
ACCAGUCAAAUCCGAAUCAAUUCGAUUCCCUCCACGUGCCUCCCUUCUUCUUUCUUCUCUUUUCCACUUUCCCAUUUCAGAAUUCAUUGCGUACAGACUCAGCAGAAACUAUUCUUUCCCUUCAUCGCUUGUUUAUUUACUAUUUUAUCCUCUCCAAGUCUCUAAUGUUCCAUUUUGUCAAGCUUCAUAUUUUAUUUUCAUCCAUGCACAAUUGGGGGUAUGAUGUCUUGUAUUUGUUGCAUGGAAUUGUGGAUUAAUUCUAAUGACCUUGUUUACUAUCUUUGUUACUAGGGCUCAACAAACUUGUAGGGUGGUUGUCUCUGAGGAAAUUUUUUUAAGGUUGUAUGAGUAUUUCAGUAAAAUGCACCUAUAUAAUAUUGCUAUUAAUUUCAGUGAGUUUAUUCUCUGCAAUCUAAGAGUCACCAAUUCUCCAUUGAUGAUGAAGCAUAUCUCAUUUCACUGUGGAUGUAGGUUAUCUUAUUGAACCACAUAAAUCAUUCCAUUGUAUGACUAUUUAUUUAUGAUUUUCAUUCGUUUCUUGCGCAUCGUCAUAGGUUUUAGUUUUCUAAUCUCUUUGCUCAAACUUUGUAAUCUAUAUAGCUUUAUAUUCUAAGCUAUACUAGUUGUGUAAAACAGCCAGUUUAGCCAAUUGAACUAAUAAGGAGGCAUUUAAGGGUAUCAAAAUCGUCUACAGGGCGGUAAGGUGCAAUCAACAUCCAACGGCUGGGGUGUAUGACCUGUCCCUCUGAACCGUUGGAUACUCACUACACCUCAAUGACCACUGCAGACAAGGACGAUGUUUGCAAACUCAAAGUUGCCAUGUAAAUUCCCCAAACACCCCCUACUUUUUUUUGGAUCCCUUGCUUGGAGAACUCUGCAGCAUAUUUUCUUUUUUUCUUCUAUAUAUAUUGACUUGUCUUGGGAAAGUGCUCUGUUUUAAGAGAGGAGGAGAUAGAGAGAGAGUGGAGAAUCAUUUCAGGAGGAAAAAGAAAAAAAGAAAAGAAAAGAAAAGGAAGAAUGGAAGAACAGGUUGAAUUGGUGGGAAAGGCAUUUGUCGAUCAUUACUACCUGCUGUUUGACACCAAUCGUGCCAAUCUCCCUUCCCUCUACCAUCCCACAUCUAUGCUCUCCUUUGAAGGUCAGAAGAUACAAGGUGUGGAAGAGAUUGCUCGUAAGCUCACCCAAUUGCCCUUCGAUCAUUGCCUCCACACCAUCUCCACCAUCGAUUCUCAGCCAUCUUCUUUACCUGGUGGUAUCAUUGUCUUUGUUAGUGGCAACCUUCAAUUGCAAGGAGAGGAACACCACCUAAGGUUCAGCCAGAUGUUUCAUUUGGUCCCAACACAAGAAGGGAGCUUCGUUGUGCAGAAUGACAUAUUCCGUCUUAAUUAUGGUUGAAAUUUUAGAUCAUUCGCAAUGUAUUUUAUCCUAUUAAAAUCUAUUAAUGGUUGUUUAAUUCCAUAAUAGUUUCAUUCAUGUGUGGAAAUAAACUUGAAAGUGGAGGAGAGAUGUCAAUCGGUCUGCUUUGUUGAUCACCCAAACUCAGAUUGGAUCACUCAUAUGAUGUAUCUGGUUUCGUUCUUUUCACAUCAUCUUUGAAGCUUUAAUGGGUAUUCUGGUUCAUCAUCA